GCUUGAGGCGCAUUCGUCACUGUGGAAUUCGUUCUGAUUUUCCGUCACCAAGCCAGAAAUCGAAUUUCGUGCAAGUAUUGACCUUUUUAUUUAACUAUCUGUUUAUAUAACCUCGCCUACGUAUUACUUAGCCUUUCAUCAAAAUGCCUGAGGGAGGAUGCUUCUGCGGUAAGGUCAGGUACUCCAUUGAGGGAGAACCGUUGGGCAAGGCUAUAUGCCACUGUCUCGACUGCCGCAAGAUCACAGGCAGCACGUACAGCACCAACAUCAUCGUCGCGGGCCCCAACUUCAAGCUUCUCUCGGGGACCCCCAAGAGCAUCGCCAAGACGGCCGACUCGGGCAAGGAGAUCGUGUCGCACUUCUGCGGCGACUGCGGCAGCACCCUAUUCCGCGACGGCGUGUCCUUUGGCGACGGCAAGGUCAUUAAAGCCGGCACCCUCGACGACAUCAAUGCACUUGAUGAUGCCAAGCCCGCAGUUGAAUUGUUUGCUGCUCAUCGCGCCGGUUGGGUUGUCGAAGUCCCGGGCGCAGCGCAGAAGGCGGCUAUGAUGUAGAUAUUUGGGUUCUGCGGGUUGCGAUUUGGCGCGGGGAAGUGCUUUGUCUGUGAUGGGGUUUGAUGUGAAAAGAUUCUGAGUGUUCGGGGUGUGUUGGUUGGAAUAUACGGUAUAGGGAUGAUACGGAUGUAGGUAGCUUUAAAGGAGAGAAAAAAAGGGGUACGAUCUCAUCCUACCCGUAAACAUCUCGUCAAGACAUCUUUUC
Molecule: messenger RNA, 759 nt
Organism: Xylaria bambusicola
Lineage: Eukaryota; Fungi; Ascomycota; Sordariomycetes; Xylariales; Xylariaceae
Product: Mss4-like protein
Exons: 2
Coding region: 144-554 (136 amino acids)
Molecular function (GO): carbon-sulfur lyase activity
Source: RefSeq, a predicted model, not a curated record